This is a messenger RNA of Planococcus citri (citrus mealybug), 2988 nucleotides long. Its product is annotated as heat shock 70 kDa protein II-like. The transcript has 7 exons. Gene Ontology annotation, cellular component: cytoplasm; cytosol; nucleus. The coding region runs from base 369 to 2402 and encodes 677 amino acids. The record is from RefSeq and is a predicted model, not a curated record. Gene Ontology annotation, molecular function: ATP binding; ATP-dependent protein folding chaperone. NCBI's taxonomy places the organism in Eukaryota, Metazoa, Arthropoda, Insecta, Hemiptera, Pseudococcidae.
GAUUAGAUACGUGCAUAUCUUAACUGAAUGGUUAUAUUAUGCAAUGUUUAUAAAGGUCGUCCAUGACCUUGUCCCUGUAGUUAAUUUUGUACGAGUUUUAGUUUCAGUGUGGAUUUCGAUAACGCAUCAGGUAGAGUGCAGAUCGUUUGUUCGAAAAUGUUGCAUUGUAAAUUGAAAUUUUCUGACGAUGUACCUAUAUUCGAAAUAAUUCGCGAUUAAUGUACCUAGUACAUAGGUAUCUAUCUAUCACGCGAAUUUCGAUUCGUUCAAUAUUCCAUCUUAUAGUGUGCUGCAACUUCUAGAAAAACUGAAAAAGUUUACAUUAUUUCCUCGACGACGAAACAUUUGUGAAGACGUGCCAAUAACAAAUGGAUGCUCCAGCGAUUGGUAUUGAUUUGGGCACUACGUACUCGUGUGUCGGUGUUUUCCAGCAUGGAAAAGUGGAAAUAAUCGCGAACGAUCAAGGUGACAGAACUACGCCGAGUUGUGUCACUUUUACUGAGAUAGAAACAUUGGUAGGCAAGGCAUCCAAGAAUCAAUCCACUAAAAACCUGCAAAAUACGGUUUUUGAUAUUAAAAGAUUAAUGGGACGUAAAUUUGACGACGAAACCGUUCUGGCUGAUAUGAAGCAUUGGCCCUUCCAGGUUAUCGAUGAUAACAAGAAACCAAAAAUUAAAGUUGAAUUUCAAGGUGCUUCUAGAACCUAUUUUCCAGAAGAAAUAUCUUCAAUGGUGUUGCGAAAGAUGAAAGAAACCGCCGAAGCUUAUUUGGGCAAACCGGUUAAAAACGCUGUAAUCACAAUACCAGCUUAUUUCAACGAUUCUCAAAGAGCUGCUACCGUAGACGCCGCUGCCAUUGCUGGUUUAAACGUGUUGCGUAUCAUUAAUGAACCUACUGCUGCAGCCAUUGCUUACGGUCUGGAGAAAAAAAAUUCCGACGAGCAAAACGUAUUAAUUUUCGAUCUCGGCGGCGGAACUUUCGAUGUCUCUAUCUUGACCAUUCAAAACGGCGUUUUCCAAGUUAUUUCAACCGCCGGAGAUACUCACUUGGGCGGCGAAGAUAUCGACAACCGAAUGGUCAACUAUUUCGUCAAAAAAAUCAAACGUAAAUACAAGAAAGAUCUUACCCAAAACAUGAAAGUUCUGCAACGUCUGCGAACCGCUUGCGAAGAAGCGAAGAGAAAUUUAUCAUCGGCCACUAUCGCCGAUAUCGAAAUCGAGUCUCUUUACGAUGGUGUAGAUUUUUACAGUUCAAUCUCUCGUGCUCGUUUUGAAGAACUAAACUCAGACUUCUUCAAAAGUACAAUGGAUCUGGUUGAAAAAGCCAUCAAAGACGCUAAAAUAGAUAAAAAUCAAAUCAAUCACGUCGUUUUAGUCGGUGGCUCGUCUCGUAUUCCAAAAAUACAAAAAAUGCUGCAAGAUUUUUUCGGCGGUAAGGAAUUGAACAAGUCGAUUAAUCCGGAUGAAGCAGUAGCCUACGGUGCAGCCAUACAAGCUGCUAUUCUAAGCGGUGACCAAUCAGAGGUGAUACAAAAUGUUGUGUUAUUCGACGUCACACCUUUGUCAUUAGGUAUCAAUGUGGGUGCUGACGAUAGAAUGAGUGUGGUGAUUAAACGCAAUACCACGAUUCCAGCUAGAUACAUUAGACUGUACACCACACUAGGAGAUGACCAAUCUAGUAUGCCAUUCGAUGUGUACGAAGGGGAAUUCGUUUUAUCGAAGGAUAAUAAUUUCCUCGGGCGGUUUGAUCUUACUGGUAUCCCCGUAUUACCUGCUGGGAAAGUCAGAGUCGAUGUAUUUUUCGAAAUCGAUGCGAAUGGUAUAUUAAAGGUAACCGCCAUCGAUAGAGAAACCGGUAGUACGAAUCAAAUUACCAUCACGUAUAACAGACGUCGUCUCAGUCAAGAUGAAAUUCAACGUAUGAUCAACGACGCCGAAAAAGAUCAAGCCAAACAAAGAAAACGAAAAGCUGCAUUAGCCGCCAAAAAUUCUUUAAAGUCGUACUGUAUCAACAUGAAGAGCACGAUUCAAGACGCAACACUAAAAGAAAAAAUUAUUAAAUUCGAUAGAGACAUGAUUCUCAAAAAAUGCCAAGAAACGAUUGCCUGGUUGAAUUCGGAAGAGUUGACUGAAAAAGAGCUGUAUGAACGUAAGCUGGAUGAAUUACAGAAUAUAUUCGAUGUAAUCAUUUCGUUAGCUAAGUAUUCUGGAAAGGAAAGCGAUAAAUAUUUCGAAAUAUUAAACGUGUCUAAAGAUGCCUCCCAGAGUGAAAUCAAUCAAGCUUUCAGGGAUAAAGCUGCAAAAUACCAUCCUGACAAAUAUCAAGGAGAUGAAGAAAUUGGAAAUAUGUACUGGCUUACGUUUAUGAAGGCGAAAGAUGGUCUCAUUAAUCUAAGUAGUUAACGGAAUAUUUGGUAACAACUCCAGCGCUUGAAAGUUGAAAGUACGCAAAAACAAAAUUCAUCACCAAUUACGUUUCAUCGUUUCUCUGUUCCCAUCGCUACCUUUUCCAUUAGUUGAAUUCGAAAGCUUGAAAAUGUUUGAAAGCACAAGGAUAUGUUUCAUCUCUCUAAUGAAUUUGAUUUUUUUGCAGAUCUCAAACUCGAAAAUUACUCGUACUUUAUUAUCAUAUUUCAAUAGCGGCGCUGGAUUUGAUUUAUUCUUCGCAGUAUGUCUGCGGUUGAAUCGAUGAUAUCUGUGAUUUAUAUAGGUAGUUUAGAAUUUUCUUUUUUGAGUAAUGUACUUGCAUUAUUUUUAACGAUACCUGCUCAUUUUUAUUUUCUGCGUAGGACGCGUACCUAUUUUGUUUUACUUUUCAUUAUGUUAUGUUAUAUUGUACGACGUACGACUUACCAAUGCGUAUUGUUCAGUUUGAAACUGCAUUAAAAUGCAUGUUUCAAAAGUUUUCUAUGAAAAAAAAAAAAAUAAUCAAUUUAUCUUAUAUCUAUGCUUAUGUUUAUAUUGAGAAAAGAAAAUGUUACUGAAUUUA